CGGUUCCUUUCAUUAUGGCCAAAGUGCCCGCCGUGCCCUCGGCUCCGACCACCCUGCAGGGGAAGAGCUCCAGCCUGCCCAGCGCCCUGAGGGGGCUCAUUAACAACGCUCAGUACAGUGACGUCUCGUUCGUGGUGGGGACGGAGCGACAGGUUGUCCACGCUCAUCGCUGCGUCCUGGCGUGCCGCUGUCCGGUCUUCCAGAAGAUGUUCAGCCGUCAGCUGCAGAGCGGCGCGCAGUCCCCGCAGGAGUCCCGGGUCCCCUUCAUCCUGGCAGAUACGACCCCCGCCGUGUUCCUGGCUGUCAUCGAAUUCAUCUACACCAACAGCGUGACCCUCGCCGCUGACAUUGUGAGUACAACAUUCUCCACGUGCCGGCCGGCUGAUUACACUGAACACGGGACGACACAUUGA
Messenger RNA from Nanorana parkeri, 413 nucleotides. It is a transcript of the gene BTBD19, whose product is annotated as BTB domain containing 19. Gene Ontology annotation, molecular function: protein binding. The transcript has 2 exons. Lineage: Eukaryota; Metazoa; Chordata; Amphibia; Anura; Dicroglossidae. The record is from RefSeq and is a predicted model, not a curated record. Bases 15 to 413 code for a protein of 132 amino acids.